Galdieria sulphuraria is the source of this 1225-nucleotide messenger RNA. Its product is annotated as solute carrier, DMT family. Lineage: Eukaryota; Rhodophyta; Bangiophyceae; Galdieriales; Galdieriaceae. Bases 138 to 1148 code for a protein of 336 amino acids. The transcript has a single exon. Gene Ontology annotation, molecular function: antiporter activity; GDP-fucose transmembrane transporter activity. Gene Ontology annotation, cellular component: Golgi apparatus. The record is from RefSeq and is a predicted model, not a curated record.
CCAAUUUUAAUCUCUUUCAAAUUGGAUUCUCCUCGUCAGAAAGAAUCUUAAAGUUAGUUUUUCAUUCCAGAGACUUUUUGGAAAGUGGGUUUGAGGUGUGGACAGUUUUGGGAAAUACUAAACAACGAACUCGACGUAUGAGAAGAAGAGCUGCCUCAGUCCUUACUUAUUUAAAAUCAGCCGUCCCAAAGUUUCACUCCAAAUAUGGAGCCUUGGUUGCCUAUGCACUCAAGUCUUUGAUAGCCGCGUUAUAUUACAUUUUAGUUUCAGUUAGCCUCACCGUUUUCAAUAAGUCUAUUUUUCAAAAUUAUGACUUUCAAGAAACUACCAUACUGGUUAGCAGUCAGCUAUCCAUUACUAUUCUUCUUCUUUUUAUCCUUCAAAAGAUGGAAUUCAUUUCGACCAAUGGUUUUCAGUGGGACUUGUUUGUUGCCUGUUUGCCAUUAGCUUUGUCUUACUAUUUGAUGUUGGUUACAAGUAUGGUCGGAUUGAGAGACACAAAUCUGGUGAUAUACAAUACCUUGAGAAGAACUACUGUAUUCUUUGUUCUCAUUUUAGAAAAGGUUAUCCUGGGAAAGAAAGCUUCUUGGGAAGUUGUAGCUAGUGUUAUAGUGAUGUUGUCUGGCACUAUGGUGGCUGCUAUUUUUGAUAUGUCUUUUUCCAUUUAUGGCUAUUUUAUGGUUUUUUCGGCAAACCUGACAACGGCAGUCUAUUUGGUACUCAUUCGAUAUACCCGAGAUCAGACAAAAUUAGAUAACUUUGGUAUUCUGUAUUAUUGUUCACUCUCAUGUCUACCUCUGUUCUUAUUGACAGGUAUAUUGGAUGGAAGUUUGAGAAGACUAUUUAUGCAUGCUCCCCGCUAUGAGUUUUCAUUUUGGCUAUUUUUUAUUUUAGCUUGCUCAUUUGGAUUUGUAAUCAAUCACUCUAUUUACUACAAUACCACGACAAACUCUGCCUUGACUCAAAAUAUUUCAGCUCAAGUGAAAGAUUUGGCGUUGCUUGUUUCUAGUUAUUAUUUCUUUCAUCCUCAAAAGUCAUCAACUUGGGGUCAUAUUGGAGUCGCCACUAGUUUUGUUGGAGGCCUCUUAUACGUCUUAGCCAAAGUCAUGGAAAUGAAAAGAACACUGGAAGAAUUACCUAAUAAAUAAGAAGAUACUCAUAUUGUAUAUCAGUAUAUCCAUAUGUAUAUUUAUAUUUAUAUAUGGAUAAAUAGAUAAGGAUAACG